Molecule: messenger RNA, 1620 nt
Organism: Penicillium brevicompactum
Lineage: Eukaryota; Fungi; Ascomycota; Eurotiomycetes; Eurotiales; Aspergillaceae
Product: putative MFS transporter
Exons: 7
Coding region: 1-1620 (539 amino acids)
Biological process (GO): transmembrane transport
Molecular function (GO): transmembrane transporter activity
Source: RefSeq, a predicted model, not a curated record
AUGGCACCUGCUAUAGACACCGCUGCCACUCCCGGAACCGUGACACUGGUUGAUGUAGACCAUGUCAUCGAAACCCGCCAUUUGGCCCAUGGAGAUCGCGAUAUCGUUCUGGUCCCCACCCCGUCAAACGACCCAGACGAUCCCCUCAAUUGGAGCCCCAGGCGGAAAAUGCUGUCUACAGCUUGUGUGAGCAUCUACACAUUAUUCUCUGGAAUUGCUUGCUCGGUCGUGUAUUCGGUUCUGACACCACUGCACGAGGCCACUGGACUACCAGUCAGCACUCUGAACGAGGGGACGGGAUAUAUGUUCCUAUUGGCUGGAUGGGGACUGUUGUUCUGGCAGCCUUUUGCGAUGCAAUACGGCAAGCGGCCCACAUACAUCUUGUCAUUGAUUGGAAUUCUGGGCGUGACUAUGUGGGGUCCAUAUGCAAACACCAAUGGGCAAUGGAUCGCCCGAAAUAUCGUUUCGGGCUUCUUCACAGCACCUGUUGAGGCCCUACCCGAGAUAUCUGUCACAGACGUGUACUUCACACACCAACGAGGAACAUAUAUGGGCCUAUACGCAUGCUUCUUAGCUGGCAGUAACUAUCUGGCACCGGUGAUAUGUGGAUUUAUCGCAGAAUACCAAGGCUGGCGAUGGGUCUUCUACUGGCCCAGUAUCUUCGUGGGAUGCGCCGCCAUCUUCCUGUUCUUAUUCUGCGAAGAAACCAACUACGUUCGCGAGCAUGUCGAGUCUCCAGCCAUCGUGCGUGCCAACUCCUCUGCUACAAGUGAGCAAAGUGGGGAGCAUGAGAAAUCCGUUCCAUCCGCCGAUGCCGAGGUUGCCGAGGUCGGUGCCAUGUAUACGAAGAAGUCAUAUGCGAAGAAGUUGUCGCUUCUGGGACCUCGCCAGAAGCAAAAUACUAUCUUCCGCAGGUUCUGGCAGAUUCUUUACUAUCUUUCUUGGCCUGUCAUAUUCUACGCUGGUUUCUCGUACGGUUCCUAUCUUGUUUUCUUCAACAUCCUCAACGGCACUGCAUCAAUCAUUCUUGGCGGAGAACCCUACAAUUUCAAAUCAUCCAUGGUCGGUCUGAGUUAUCUGGCAUGCUGCCUCGGAGUGGUCCUCGGGUCCAUUUUCACCGGUCGUUUCAGUGAUUGGCUCACGAUCAAGCUCGCUCGCCGCAACAAUGGAGUCAUGGAGGCCGAGCAUCGUCUCUGGCCAUUCCUCGCGUGUCUCGUACUAGUGCCCGCUUCCCUGCUUCUAUGGGGAGUGGGUGCUGCUCACGACAUCCACUGGUUCGGCCUCAUCGUUGCCAUGUGCAUUCUCGCCUUCACCAAUACUUGUGGAAUUACCCUGAGCGUCAAUUACUUUAUUGACAGCUAUCGAGAGCUGAGCGGUGUUGCCAUGGCUAGUGUGAUCCUGGUGCGGAACACCAUGUCCUUCGCCAUCGGGUAUGGCAUCACCCCAUGGAUCGAGAACAUGGGCUACCAGAACUGCUUCAUUUCCGCAGCCUUCAUUGGCAUGGCUUGUGCGUCUGUGUUCCUGUUUAUGCUGAAAUUCGGCAAGACGUUCCGGGAACGCUCACGCGAGAAGUACUGGAAACUCGUUCAGGAGAACUGGGAGAAGAGAAUGGGUCAUUGA